AAGUCCACUUUGACUCCACUGCUUUUAUCUGACAUUUAUAAGACCUGCUAAUCAAGUUUAUCAAAUAUAUUGUUGUUCACAAGAUGCACUCUGCUAGAAGUGUUACUUUAUGCUUUAUGACUUUGACUGUGAGUUAAAUAUUUUUGUUUUUUUAUCUUCACUCGAAAUCUUUUUUUGGACUCUUCUUUCAAUAAUGUUGACAGAGCCGAGUGCUUCAUUGGGCCCCUUGAGCUCAGAGGUUCGGGAGCUGACUCUCCUGUCACCCGCGCCUCCUGUCUCGUCCUUACCUGGGCCCAGCGUCAGUGGAGGCUGUGGAAUGUCUGUCAGUGAGGGACAAUGGUCUCAGUUUUUAGACCUCCAUCCCACCUCUCCAUACAGCUGUCUGCCGUCCCAUCACUCGCUCAUCAAACAGGAACCAGGCUGGCCUCCCUCGGACACUUUGGAGGACCCUCACUGUGGGUUGGGGGCUUUCACAGUGCACUUCUCAGGACAGUUUACUGGUGCGGGUAGAGUUGGGGCUUUUGGAGAACCCGCUGCAGGCCAAGCCAGGAUGUUUUCAAAUGGGACAUAUCUACCAACCUGUGCAGAUAGUCUUUCUGCUCCCAGGAGCCAAGGUUAUGGAGCAAUGGGCUUGGAUAACAACCCCAGCUAUGGUCUUACUCCAUCUCACCAACUCCCAAGCUUGUCCUUCAAACAUGAAGACACACUGUCACCACAAAGCAACAUAGUUGAUCAGCAAUACACAGCUCCAGCUCCUGUCUUUGGGUGCCACAGUCCUCCUGAAUCAUGUCCAAGCAAUCAAGCUUUACUUCUGCGAAACUACAACAGUGAUAACCUGUACCAAAUGGCAUCUCAGCUGGAGUGUGUAACAUGGAACCAGAUGAACACACUGACCUCUUCCAUUAAGAGUGGCCCAGGCAAUAGUUUUGAGAGUGACCCAGCCCCUCCACCUCCUCCAAUGCUUGUGAGCUGCAGCACCCAAUAUCACAUACACGCACACAGUGUCUUCAGAGGCUUACAGGAUGUGUGCCAUGCUCCUAGUAUCACCCCAUCUACACCAAAGUCUGUUACAAAUGAAAAACGUCCAUUUGUAUGUGUUUAUCCUGGCUGUAGCAAACGAUACUUCAAACUGUCACAUCUGCAAAUGCAUGGGCGCAAACAUACAGGGGAGAAGCCAUACCAGUGUGACUUAACAGAGUGUGGUCGCAGAUUCUCUCGAUCAGAUCAGUUAAAAAGACAUCAGCGCAGACACACAGGUGUGAAGCCAUUUCAAUGUGAGACCUGCCAGAGAAAGUUUUCACGGUCAGACCACCUUAAGACACACACUCGGAUUCAUACAGGUAAAACAAGUGAGAAGCCUUUUACCUGCCGCUGGUCCAACUGUCAGAAGAAGUUUGCGCGGUCCGAUGAGCUGGUGCGGCACCACAGCAUGCACCAGAGGAACUUGAGCAAACUGCAGCCUGCCAUCUGAGCCACAGCAACCUCGGCAUGAAGAAAAGGAGGGUGAAGAGGAAGGUGACAAUGUGCUGUGCCAGCGGUAGGGACCAACAGCGCAGGAGCCUGGUCAGCGCUUAUAUGGUGCGAUGCCAGACUUACUGAAGUGGGCAAAGCAGCUGAUGCCUUCAUGUUGGCCAGAUGACAGCUUUCCUAAUGUGACACUUGCUUUGUUAUUUGACUUUAAAUAGAUGCAUUCAUUCUGAGCCAAAAAGAUUAAAAAA
Boleophthalmus pectinirostris (great blue-spotted mudskipper) is the source of this 1718-nucleotide messenger RNA. It is a transcript of the gene wt1b, whose product is annotated as WT1 transcription factor b. The transcript is spliced from 9 exons. Gene Ontology annotation, biological process: regulation of transcription by RNA polymerase II. Gene Ontology annotation, molecular function: RNA polymerase II cis-regulatory region sequence-specific DNA binding; DNA-binding transcription factor activity, RNA polymerase II-specific. The coding region runs from base 110 to 1471 and encodes 453 amino acids. Gene Ontology annotation, cellular component: nucleus. NCBI's taxonomy places the organism in Eukaryota, Metazoa, Chordata, Actinopteri, Gobiiformes, Gobiidae. The record is from RefSeq and is a predicted model, not a curated record.